Molecule: messenger RNA, 680 nt
Organism: Cuscuta campestris
Lineage: Eukaryota; Viridiplantae; Streptophyta; Magnoliopsida; Solanales; Convolvulaceae
Source: the annotation of a GenBank genome assembly
AGCCCACAUUUUUCCACGUCUCUACCCAAAAAACAGAGUUUAGCGUUGGAGCCUCCAACGCCAUUUGUUUUCUUUCUUCAGCUUCGAUCACAAAAGUGAUCGGAUUAUGCUUCCAACGGCAAUACGGAGUACCGACUAUGAUGAAGAACGCUCUGGAGCUUGCGAGAGCGUUCGGGAAUGCGAGGAACUCUCCAUCCAUUGGUGCUCUGAGACUUGAUCAGCGCACUGUAGGAUCAAGGUUUCUGCGCUGGAUUUCUUCCCAAUCUUCCGCAGCCGUUGACGGCUGCACUAAGAGGUUCGCCGUGUUGUGGGGAAACGGAGAUUUCGGGAGGCUGGGACACGGCGGCAUUGAAUCGCAGUGGCGUCCUAAAUCCCUGCUGCCGUCCGCUUUUCAUGAUCAAAGCCUCCGCGACAUCGCUUGCGGCGGGGCUCACUCUCUUUUCCUCACAGAAAAUGGCAGUGUUUAUGCAUGUGGUCUCAAUGAUUUUGGUCAACUAGGCAUUCCGGGCGAUAAAAGUUAUACUCCUGUAUGAGCUACCAUUUCUUGUCUUUCCUACUGUUUCAUAACUUUCAUUCUAAUGAAUCUGGACUGGUGCACAACUUGUAUUUCUGAAGGGAGAUGUGCAACUUUAGUUUUGUUUAAAAACUUUAAAUGCUAAUAAUGAAUCUUAUUAUUCUAG